Molecule: messenger RNA, 1818 nt
Organism: Hemiscyllium ocellatum (epaulette shark)
Lineage: Eukaryota; Metazoa; Chordata; Chondrichthyes; Orectolobiformes; Hemiscylliidae
Product: insulin-like growth factor-binding protein complex acid labile subunit
Exons: 2
Coding region: 1-1818 (605 amino acids)
Cellular component (GO): extracellular matrix
Molecular function (GO): protein binding
Source: RefSeq, a predicted model, not a curated record
AUGUGGUGCAUCGAGAAGAAUCUGGGAACGGUCCCACGGACCAUCCCAGCCGACGUCGAGGAGCUGUUCCUGCAGCACAACAACAUCUCGGGGGUGGCGCCCACCCAUUCCUGGGGGUCCCCCCUCCGCAUCCUGGACCUCAGCCACAACCGGCUGGUCGCCAUGCCAACCGAAGCCCUGGCCUCCCUGCCUCAACUGAAGAAACUCUACCUGACCGGCAACUGGAUAGCCACCUUGCCGCCCGGGUCCUUGAGCAACCUCACGAACCUUCAGGAGUUGCACCUGGGCGUCAACCGUCUUCAGGGUCUGAGCGCCGGCACCUUCUCUGGCCUCUCCAAUCUCCAGAGGCUCAUGCUGAGUUUGAAUAACAUCACGAGCCUGGCCCCCGGUACCUUCGUUGCGCUCGGCCGUUUGGAAUUGCUGCAGUUGAACGGCAAUCGGAUUGUGACCAUCCAUCCCGGAGCUUUCAGGGGCCUUACUAACCUGAAGCAGCUCUACCUCCGAAGUAACAACAUCCCGGCCUUGACCAAAGGAGCAUUAGACGGUCUUGACCAACUCCAGAUCCUGAGUCUGAGCCACAACGAGCUGCGUUCAGUGCCUGAGGAGGCCAUGAUGGACCUGAAGGGGUUGAAAGACCUUUACUUGAAUAAUAACGGCAUCGCCUUCCUUCCUGAAGGAUUCCUGAUCCGAUUCGAGAAGCUCGUCAUCCUGGACCUCAGUAACAACAGACUGGCCACGCUGCUGGAAGGUGCACUUCUCGGCUUGGGCAGGCUGAGGCUGCUAGACCUGAGCUUCAAUAACUUCAGCAGCCUCCCUCCCGGGGUGCAGGCGGAGCUCAGGGAGCUCCAGCUGGACAACAACCAGCUCUCGGGCCUGCCCCAGGAGCUGUUUGCCAACCUGACCAACCUGCGAACCCUGUACCUCGACAGCAAUUGGCUGACUGCCGUCCCGGCGGCCAUCUUCCGAGGCCUGGGCCACCUGAGGGAGCUCCAGAUGGAGCAGAACGCCAUUGACUUCCUCCCCGAGGGCAUCUUUGCUGGCCUGACGGAGCUGAGGGUCCUCCAGCUCAACCAGAAUGUCCUCCGGUCUCUCCCCGGCAACAUCUUCGAUGGGCUGGUCAACCUGAAGGAGCUCCAGCUCAGCGGUAACCAGCUGUCUGCCAUGUCUGAGGCCCUGUUCAGGAACCUCAGGAAGCUGAAAGAGUUGCAUCUGGAUGGCAACAGGCUGUCCUCCCUCCACCCCCUCAUCUUCCAGGACCUUCAGAGGCUAGAGGACCUCCAACUGCAGUUCAACCUCCUUCUCUCCCUCCCGCCCCAGGUCUUCGCCCCGCUCCGCAAGCUGAAGAAGCUGCAACUGCACAACAACCGCCUCGCUGCCCUGCUGCCCGGAACCUUCCAGAAGCUGGAGAGCCUCCGGGAACUGCACCUGGAUAGAAACGCCAUCUCCUCUCUCCCUGCGGGCCUCUUCCAGAGCCUCUCCCGCCUCAGCCUGCUGCACCUGAACUUCAACAGGCUCCGUGACCUCAGCAGCGGCCUACUCGAGCCCCUGGUCAGGCUAGAGCAAAUCCAGCUCCACGGCAACCCCUGGGCCUGCGACUGCCCAUCCAUCUUGUACCUCAGCCACUGGCUGGAGGACCAUCCCAAGGUGGUCCAUGAGCCUGUCCAGUGUUCCUCGGACAGAUCGCCGGUGGCAGCCGUGAAGAAGGCCUUCCCCUCUGUCCCUUCACAGUGCUCUUCCGCUUCCACCCCUGCCUUCUUCCAUCUGACAGCUGCCUCCUGCAUCUGCUUCUGGCUUCUCCUCAGCACGUUGAGAUCGUGA